Molecule: messenger RNA, 2656 nt
Organism: Sycon ciliatum
Lineage: Eukaryota; Metazoa; Porifera; Calcarea; Leucosolenida; Sycettidae
Product: CUB and sushi domain-containing protein 1-like
Exons: 12
Coding region: 386-1114 (242 amino acids)
Molecular function (GO): protein binding
Source: RefSeq, a predicted model, not a curated record
UUUUCCUCUUCCAUUUUUUAGGGCAAUUGUUUUGUUUGAUAGACGAAGCUUAGGGUCUCUUUGGGUUUGCAACCCUUACCCUCCUGGAAAAAAUCAUAGUUGCUAGACUGCGACACUUCAGACCAGGUACUAGUAUUAGAGCCGCUAAUGGAAGACGAGCUAUUUUCCGCUAUCCGGAGCUCAAGCAUUUGAGCCGCUAAAUGGACGAGACUCCUGGGGUAAAGGAUGCAGAGAAUGAGGAGAAAACACUCGUAUGGAGCAGGGAGUAGGUAUUGUACUACUUCCUGGUAUGGAGCACUGAGAAGCGCUUGGUGACAUCGUCCAAGAUCGACAGGGAUGGUGGGUCACCUGCCGUGACGCUGUCGACGCUAUUGUCCAGUCCCGCAUGGAGCCUGUGGCGAAGCCCCUCAUUUGUGGCACUUGUGCGCGCAGUUUUCGUCGGCCACAGGAUAUUGCGAGGCACAAGUGUAACGCUGUUCGCGCGGCCCGCACGUGCUGCGUAUGGCGUUCCCCGCCCGGUGGACAACACGUCUCCUGGUCUGCCCCGUAUGGGGCCACAUGGCAGUGGAAGAAGGAAGGAAGCUCUCACCGUCCAGGAGCGACACUGACUCGCACUGCUAUCUGGUGCUCACGAUGUGUUGGUCGCGCUGCAAACGGAGCGUCUCUAGUUCUAGCAUCCGUAGCUGCCUCAGGGGCGCCACUUCUCCCAUCAGCGUCGACUAGUCCGCCGUUCUAUUUAGCAUUGCUGCGUUCCUAUGCCACCGUGCCGGUCUCCGCUAGGCCAGUGUCUUGUCAUGCUGUGCUACAGUGCCGUGUCUAUCCCUGUAAGAACUGCACAGCACUGACAGCGCCUUUCAACGGCAAGGUGACCGGAACAGGUUUCACGCCCGGCACUGGUCUCUUCUUCGCCUGCAAUGCACCCUACGUACUCCAGGGCAGCGUCGUGCGCUACUGCAACGUCUCCGGAACGUGGAGCGGCGUUCCUGCUACAUGCUCAAUCCCUGAUAUUCCCUGCAAGUACCACGAGUUCAAGUGCGGUGGCAGUGGUGGUUGCAUCUCGACCACCAAGGUCUGCGACGGUGUGUGGUAUGACUGCCCGGAUGGCUCCGACUAGAGCAACCGCACUAGCACACGCCCGGUGUGUGCACACCGCUAGCUAAACCGACCAACGGCUACUCCCAGGGCACAAACUAUUCUGCUGGAGGCAGCGUCGUCUUCGGCUGAAAUUCCGGAUACAACCUGCAGGGAAGCAUUGUGCGCAUCUGCCAGAUUGACGGUUCCUGGAGUGGGGCAGCUGCCUCAUGUAAUCCCAUUCAACUGCAGUGCCAGUCUGGCUACCUGCCCUGCCUGCGUUCCAGUGGCUGUAUCCUGCCAUCACAGCGAUGCGACGGUGUUUGGUACGACUGUGCUGAUGGCUCUGAUGCACAGUACUGCCCAGGCAAGGUCACACCAGCUCCAGGUCAAACCGACUGCCAGGUCCUGUUACCACCGGCACUGGGCUCAAUGACCGUGAACGGCUUGAUGCUCAGCAACACGACCACGUUUGUGUGCACAUCUCCCUAUGUCCUUAUGGGCUUGGCCGUGCGUACUUGUGAAAUCAACGGCCAGUGGAGCGGUGUGCAGCCAACUUGCGUCCUGACGACUGCGGCUCUGAGUGCGGCCAGUGACGAGCUAGUCAAGGACUUUGUCUCAGAACGCAUGACACAAACGUGCCAGCAUUGCCAAGCACUGGGGACGGACCUUUGGCAAUCUGAAAAAUGUUUUGUCCGAGAAUCGAUCCUUGGAUCUGUGGCGUUGCAGUUGUGGUGCUCCCGACCCUCUUGCGCGAUGGCCGCGGAGACUUGGCGAAAAGGUUCCAGACAUACGGCAUCUCGAUAUCUUCCACCACAAUCAGUACAUCAGCACCACCAUCGAGCGUAGCGACAUCAGCAAUAGAAGACGCACAUGAUAUCAUUCCCCCUUAGCGAAGACCCGGGAAUACCUGAGAAGAUCUUAGCCGCGACUUUACUGGAAAAGUCGUCAGUGACAACGGCACUCCAUAUUUAGCUGCAUGCAGUUAGGUCUCUCAACAAGUGUACCCAAAGUUUUCAAGCUAAUACACAAGCAAAUUCACUAGGGUCCGAGUAUAUUUUCCUACACCUCUCCCUGUUUGUUGUUGUUAUUUCUGCAUUCAAAUUGUUUGUGUACCUGUACAUUUAUUACAGUAGAGCCACGCAUCCACGGCUGUUGUUUCCGAGGGGUCAGGCUCGUCAGUUAUACAAAACCUUUCAGCAAUCUGGCCUUAGGCUUAGUUCCUUGACUUCUUGUACCACUUUCUUAGAUGCACAUCCCACUGGAUAGUGAGCAAUACGUGUGUAGCAGAAUCUGUAUUCCAGAAAAGCAGAGACUAGAGUCUAUUGACACUGCGUUUCCUUUUAAAACGUUAUUGGCUGUGGUGUUCCUAGAGGUAUACACGUACAUUCCUGGGUCACGGUCUGUGACGCCCGACUGUAUUCGUGGUGCAUCAACAAUUUUUAAUUUUGUGCACUAGUGAAAACCUGCCUGAGGCUGUGAGGCUGUAGAGUGUUGACUGUGUUUUGCUUUAAAAAAACCAUCAGGUCUCCCCAGAUUUUCAAGUCUGGCCCUGAAUUUUGCCACUCUUCGGUUUCAAAAUCUA